Penicillium chermesinum is the source of this 855-nucleotide messenger RNA. RefSeq lists its product as uncharacterized. The record is from RefSeq and is a predicted model, not a curated record. The transcript is spliced from 2 exons. NCBI's taxonomy places the organism in Eukaryota, Fungi, Ascomycota, Eurotiomycetes, Eurotiales, Aspergillaceae. Bases 1 to 855 code for a protein of 284 amino acids.
AUGACCUUGUUUGAACUUCCUCUCAUACCCUUCCCUAUAGAAGGGUUCCAUGUUGGGCCGGUCGUUGCUCUUGAUCUCAUUCUCGUCGCUAGUUCCCCGCUUGACAUAGAGGGUGGCAUACAUCUCAAGAUUGAGGAUGGGCUGGCUUUCGACAUGGAUCUGUUCAAAAGCAUGUCCAAGCUGUCGUUGGGCGGCGGUGACUACGAAUUUCUACCUGUCAAAGUACGAGGUGAAGGCGUCGUCCAUGUACUGCUGCAGAUGAGCAUGAGCAUUGGCGUGCAGCUCCCCGUUCCUGUCGCAACUGCCCUAAAGGACCUGGGCUACAGCCUGAGUGCUGGCGUCGAGGCCGAUGCAUUUGCCUACCUCGCUGAUUUUAAGAUUGAUGCCAAUGAUUCUUCAAAGAGCACCGACUAUUGUCCUGUCGCUAUUGACAUAGACUACACCCUUGCUGUGGGCGCUGGCGCCGGUGCAACAAUGGCGGCUAAUGAGCACACCUGGGGCCCGGAUGCUACCACAACGGUUCCUAUCUGGUAUACUUCAAUCACUAGUACUUGUGCAGAGACCAAAACACUCACACCUUCGAGUUCCACUCUCACAACCACGGCUGCUCCACAGGUGGUACCUCGUUUUGAUUUCUUAGGGUCGGCCGUCCAAGAUCCCUUCAACCCCAGCGAACCUUCGUCCACGACGCCAGCCAUGACAUCGACAUCUGUCAUCCAGGUGAUGACUUGUCUUGAGAAUGGACUGGUUCAUUGCCCAGUGAGCUCCCAGAGUACUAUUUACGUUACCUGUACCGAUCCCCCCUGUGUGGUCCCCCAGUGUACCAGCGACGGCGACCUCGUUCGGGCCCAAUAA